Messenger RNA from Aspergillus neoniger CBS 115656, 1286 nucleotides. RefSeq lists its product as uncharacterized. The transcript has a single exon. Bases 427 to 1164 code for a protein of 245 amino acids. Lineage: Eukaryota; Fungi; Ascomycota; Eurotiomycetes; Eurotiales; Aspergillaceae. The record is from RefSeq and is a predicted model, not a curated record.
CUUCCUCAUGACCAGCCGGCCUAUCUGCGUAACGUCAACACAGUGACUUGACAGGGAUAGCCUUUGCGGCGGGAUAAAAACAGAACAGCAACCCGGGGUGGCUGAGACACCAAUCAACUCAAAUAUCAGAUCUCUCAAAACCUCGGGCCCCCCUGCUGAGGAUCAGUGCUGUUUUUAUCAUCAUCUGUGCACGCCGAGUAAACGCAUUUCUGAGAUGAGGCUGCAACGUGAUUUCGACGGAAUCGCAUACCUCAUAUAUCUUCUGCUCGCUCUUCAAUGCAGAUGUCUCGCUCGAGCAGAGAGCUUCACCUAUCCGACAGCAAAGGAAUAUCAGUUCAUCGUGGGAGACCUGGUCAAUGUAUCCUGGGACGUGGUGACAUCGCGUGUUUCUCUCUAUGAAGUGUGCAACACCAAGAUUCCCUUGCUAUGUCGGUACACCUACAACUGCCACCGCUGGAUCUGGCUGAUGGAAUCACAGUAAACGUCACAAACCCCUACAGCCAUGUCUGGAAUGCAACCCGGGACAAAUACAGAGAGUCUGGCUGCGCGUUCGAGCUCGAUUCACUGGAUAUGUUCGGUAUUCUCAACCCACCAGUACUCACAAGUGUCAAAAUCGGCGUGAGCAAGCGUCAGAAAGAUGAUCCUCCACCAGAGUUUUAUAACUUGUACAACCCAUCUAGCAGUACGUCCAGCACUACUUCAAUGAAAUAUACCUCGAGUGCUACUUCAGCAACGUCCACCUUCACGACUUAUUCACAUGCUACAAACACCGCAGCGGGCGAGACAUCAGCAGCGUCUUAUAAUUCAGCUCCAGCUACUACCGAUACAAACAGUGGUCUUACUGUCGCACAGAAGGUUGGGAUCGGCCUCGGGGUCCCGCUAGGAGUGCUGGCAAUAUCCACCGUCGGGGCCUUAGCCUUUCUGUAUCAACGUCGAUCGCAAAGGCGGAGCGGCUUGGACGACGUCCCGAAUUCAGACCAACCCACAUCCUCUGGGCUGGUUGAAGCGGCCAAGGCUCCAUGGGAUCCUCGCAUUUCCAGGGCGGAAACAGUAAUCGCAGAACUGCCUUCGCCGUCCUUCGACAUGGAAGGAAUAUCAGAGGAGGUGAAUCACCGACCGAUAAGCGAAGUAAUGGGAACUCCUCGGAGUGAGCUUAGUACGUGAGUUGAGUUUGCGUGGGAUGUACAUAAUGUGCUAUGAUGAUGACUAUCUGAGCAGCUAUGUGGCUGCAUAUGGUCCAUGUCUAAUAAGUAAUGUUUGCCAUUUGGUCACUUAAUUGAUAUCAA